This is a messenger RNA of Phoenix dactylifera (date palm), 659 nucleotides long. NCBI's taxonomy places the organism in Eukaryota, Viridiplantae, Streptophyta, Magnoliopsida, Arecales, Arecaceae. The record is from RefSeq and is a predicted model, not a curated record.
CCAUUGACCAUAGUGGCACUAUGGUUGGGCCAACUUUUUCACCCUUAAGGUUUGGGGGUUGGAAAAAGGAAGAGAUACAUUCUUGGAUUUGGGGAUGGGCCGAAGCCCUUUUCAUCUUCUUCCAUACCUAGUCGUGUGUCACAAGAUCAUGUUGGGGAGUUGCAGAAACUUAAAGCUGAGAUGGAGGAGAUGAAGAUGGAGCGUGAGGAGCUGCGGAGGCAAUUGGAGCAGGAGAGGAGAGAGCGAGAGGAGGAAAAGAAAGAGCGAGAGGAAGAACAGAAGCAAAUUGCACAUCUUACAAGUUUGGUGACAGAGUUCUUAAAGGAAAGGACUCAAACGCACAAGUCAUCUAUCCAUCAUGAUGGGGCCAUGUAUUCAACUGAUACAUGGUGGAGUUAUGAGCAUGUGAAAUCUAGUUUCUGGUACAUGGAUAGCUUUUGUUCAGAUGAUCAUGGUGGAGUUGUCUACAAGCAGAAUCCAGUUUUUGGUUUAUUCAUAUUUUUGUCCACAUGAUGGUUGUUUGGAUGAAUAGCAAGAUCAGAUAUUUUGAAAUUUUUAAUUUACAUUUUGAUGUGUUUGGUGAUGAUUAUCACCUUAACAUAUGGUAUGGAUGAAACAUUUUGAUGAAUGGUUAAUAGGUUUGCUUGACUUUAGACUUA